Otolemur garnettii (small-eared galago) is the source of this 1122-nucleotide messenger RNA. RefSeq names its product L-threonine 3-dehydrogenase, mitochondrial. The transcript has 8 exons. Gene Ontology annotation, biological process: L-threonine catabolic process. The record is from RefSeq and is a predicted model, not a curated record. NCBI's taxonomy places the organism in Eukaryota, Metazoa, Chordata, Mammalia, Primates, Galagidae. Gene Ontology annotation, molecular function: L-threonine 3-dehydrogenase activity. Bases 1 to 1122 code for a protein of 373 amino acids.
AUGCCAGUUAUCAGGAUGCUGAGGCGGGUAGUGGGCCCAAUGCUAUUGCGCCCAGCCUGUGGCUGUUCGACAUCUGUCUUGCCAGUCCGGUUUCUGGGCACCUCCCCUCGGCAAGUUGCAGCAGAUGCCAACUACCACUCUGCCUCUUUCUCUGAAACAGACCAUCCACGUGUCUUAAUUACAGGAGGUCUUGGCCAGCUGGGAGUGGGGCUUGCUAACCUUCUGAGGAAACGAUUUGGGAAGGACAAUGUGAUUUUGUCCGACAUACGGAAGCCUCCCGAUCAUGUCUUCCAUAGCGGCCCGUUUAUUUAUUCUGAUAUCUUGGAUUACAAGAGUCUUCGGGAGAUUGUGGUAAACAACCGCAUCACCUGGCUGUUUCAUUAUAGUGCUUUGCUCAGUGCGGUUGGAGAAGCAAACGUGUCCCUGGCGAGAGCUGUGAAUAUAACUGGAUUGCACAAUAUUCUGGACGUUGCAGCAGAGCACAGUGUGCGGCUGUUCGUGCCCAGCACGAUUGGGGCUUUCGGACCUACCUCGCCCCGGAAUCCGACCCCUGAUGUCUGCAUUCAGAGACCCAGGACCAUCUAUGGGGUGUCCAAGGUGCAUGCGGAGCUCAUGGGAGAAUAUUAUCAUUACCGGUAUGGGUUAGAUUUCCGAUGCCUGAGAUACCCUGGAAUCAUUUCAGCUGACUCCCAACCUGGAGGAGGAACAACUGACUAUGCGGUCCAGAUCUUCCAUGAUGCGGCAAAGCAUGGCAAAUUCGAGUGCAACCUGGACUCCAGCACGAGGCUCCCAAUGAUGUACAUCAGUGACUGCCUGCGGGCCACCCUGGAGGUCAUGGAGGCCCCGGCCGAGUCUCUGUCCAUGAGGACCUACAACAUCAGUGCCAUGAGCUUCACCCCUCAGGAGCUGGCCCUGGAGGUUCUCAAGCACAUCCCGGAAUUCGAGAUCACGUACAAUGUGGACGCUGUUCGCCAGGCCAUAGCGGAUAGUUGGCCGAUGAACUUUGAUGACAGCAACGCUCGAAAGGACUGGGGAUGGAGACACGAUUUUGACCUCCCGGAGUUGGUGACCACAAUGUUGAACUUCUAUGGCUCCAACACCAGAGUGGCCAGAGCCAACUGA